Messenger RNA from Eruca vesicaria subsp. sativa (arugula), 324 nucleotides. NCBI's taxonomy places the organism in Eukaryota, Viridiplantae, Streptophyta, Magnoliopsida, Brassicales, Brassicaceae. The record is from the annotation of a GenBank genome assembly.
AUGGCUCAGGCUGGUGGUCAAGACGAAGAUGUAGAGACUGCAGGAGCAACAAUUCAGAGCCACCACUUGUGUUGUGGUUUUGAGUUUAAUGGAACUCGAAGAGUGAAGCUCUGUGGGUUUUCAUCUGAGGAUGAUGAUGGUGCUAAUGUGCUGAGAAAUGAGGACUCGAGAGGCUUAGUGAUGAAGAAGAAGAGCUCAUGGAGUCGUAUGUCCAAACUUGCCAAUCCCACAUUGCGGAAAAUGGCUGCAUUGUUUCUACAGAGCUGUUUCUGUGAAUACAAAAAUGAACGGAGGAUUGAAAAACAGAUCUUCGUUACCAAAUAA